AUGUCUAUUAAACAAAAGAAGGAUGAAAAAUUACCAAAAUUGAGUGAAAAAGAAAAGAAGAAAGAAGCUUUGUCUAGCUCAGAAUCUGAUUCAAGCUCAAGUUCUAGUUCUAGUUCUAGUUCUAGCUCUAGCUCUAGCUCUAGCUCCAGCUCCAGCUCCAGCUCCAGUUCUUCUUCAUCAGAUUCUGAAGACGAAAAAACUAAAAAGGUUACAAAGAAGACUGGAUCUGAUAGCUCCUCAUCUUCUUCUUCUGAUUCUGACACCGAUUCAAGUUCUAGCUCCAGUUCCAGUUCCAGUUCCAGUUCCAGUUCUGAUUCUUCAUCAUCAUCUUCUUCUUCUUCUUCUGAUUCAGACUCAGAAUCUAGUUCAAGUUCUAGUUCCAGUUCCAGUUCCAGUUCCGAAUCUAGUUCUAGUUCUAGUUCUAGUGAAUCUGAUUCUGAUUCCGAUUCAAGCGAUUCAAGCAAUUCAAGCAAUUCAAGCUCUAGUUCUAGUUCAAGCGAUUCCGAUUCAAGCGCUAGCUCCAGUGACUCCAGUUCUAGUUCCAGUUCUAGUUCCAGUUCAAGUGAUUCUGAUUCAAGCGAUUCUGAUUCAAGCGAUUCAAGUUCUAGUUCCAGUUCCAGUUCUAGUUCAAGUGAUUCUGAAUCUGACUCUAGCUCGAGUGAUUCAAGCUCUAGCUCAAGCUCAAGCGAUUCUGAAGCUGAAUCUGAAGCUGAAAAAGAAAAUGAGCCUGUUUCUAAAAAGAGAUCCAGAGAUGAAAUUGAAGAUUCUACACAGGAAAAUGACAAUGACGAAAUUCCAGUGACUAAGAAACAAGAUACUGAAACAAAUGAUGAUGACACAGUAUUAUCAAAUUCAAAUUCAAAUUCAUCAACUAAAUUAAAUAUUUCAGCAGGUACAGAUGAAAUAAAAGAAGGUCAAAGGAAACAUUUCUCAAGAAUUGAAAGGGAAAAAAUUGCAUUUGAAGCAUGGGAAUUAACUGAUAAUACAUAUAAGGGAGCUGCUGGUACAUGGGGUGAAAUGGCUAAUGAAAAAUUAGGUAGAGUAAGAGGUAAAGAUUUUACAAAGAAUAAAAAUAAAAUGAAAAGAGGCUCUUAUAGAGGUGGUUCCAUUACUAUGGCUUCUGGUUCAUAUAAAUUCCAAGAUUAA
This is a messenger RNA of Naumovozyma dairenensis CBS 421, 1146 nucleotides long. RefSeq names its product Srp40p (gene SRP40). NCBI's taxonomy places the organism in Eukaryota, Fungi, Ascomycota, Saccharomycetes, Saccharomycetales, Saccharomycetaceae. Bases 1 to 1146 code for a protein of 381 amino acids. The record is from RefSeq and is a predicted model, not a curated record. The transcript has a single exon.